Molecule: messenger RNA, 957 nt
Organism: Ceratosolen solmsi marchali
Lineage: Eukaryota; Metazoa; Arthropoda; Insecta; Hymenoptera; Agaonidae
Product: leucine-rich repeat-containing protein C10orf11
Exons: 4
Coding region: 167-916 (249 amino acids)
Biological process (GO): melanocyte differentiation
Molecular function (GO): protein binding
Source: RefSeq, a predicted model, not a curated record
UAGCUUCAAACAAACAAAAAUCAUGAAAUAUACUUAAUUUGUGUGAAUACAUCGGUAUUUUUAUGUGUAUCAAACUUGCAUUUUUAGUGAUAGGUCUAGACAGUGUAUAUAUUGUGUAAAAAAUACAUUUCAUUAUUAAUGUUGAAAUGCAUUUAUAAUAAAGAAAAUGGCUGAAAAAAAAGAACAAAAUUUUAAUCAUAAUGGAUUAACAAUUUCUUGUAACCGGGCAUGGUAUACAGGUCAACAUAUUCAUAAAAUUCCAAAUGGUUUAAUAGGAGUAGUUGGUAUUCAAUGUAUAGCUCUUGAUCUUUCAUAUAAUAAGCUAAAAACAAUUUCAGCUAUUAAAGAUUUUAUAUACUUGGAAGAACUAAUCCUUGACAAUAAUGAUUUACAAGAUUUACAAACACUUCCUGUAAUACCUACUCUUACUACUCUUAGUUUAAAUAAUAAUAAAAUAACAGAUAUUGAUUCUGCUUUGGAAAUUAUUCAACAGUGUUGCCCACGAGUAGGUUAUGUUAGUUUGCUUGGAAAUCCAGGAUGUCCAGAUCAAUUAACAAAUCCUUAUGAAAACGAUGAAGAUGACUAUGAACGUUAUAGACUGUAUGCUAUUCAUGUUCUGCCUCACACUCUACGAUUUCUAGACUCUCGGCCUGUCACACACAAUGAGCAAAUUCAAGCCAAAAGCAGAGGCAAACUUUUAAAAACAGUUAGACUUGAUGCUAAGACUGCUUUAAACAUUUUUACAUUAAAAUCAAGUAAACAAUUUAAUGAGGCAGAUUUUCAUGUAAAUUACACACCAUUGCCAACUAAUAUAAGAAAUCCUCAAGACCACAAAGGUGCCUUUGGAAAAUGUAAAUAUCAUUACUCUGGUAAAAAUUCUGAAGGAAAUCGUUUUAUAUCAAAUAAUGAUUUGUAAAUAUAAGAAACAGAUGAAUAAAUAUUGGUUUAUCUUUUAUC